Molecule: messenger RNA, 2130 nt
Organism: Saccharomyces paradoxus
Lineage: Eukaryota; Fungi; Ascomycota; Saccharomycetes; Saccharomycetales; Saccharomycetaceae
Gene: GUT1
Product: glycerol kinase
Exons: 1
Coding region: 1-2130 (709 amino acids)
Biological process (GO): glycerol-3-phosphate biosynthetic process; glycerol metabolic process; triglyceride metabolic process
Cellular component (GO): mitochondrion
Molecular function (GO): glycerol kinase activity
Source: RefSeq, a predicted model, not a curated record
AUGUUUCCCUCCUUCUUCCGUCUUGUAGCAUCCUCCAAACGUUACAUAUUCCGAUCAAGCCGGCGCCUUUGCAGUGAUUUAACGCAAGAACAAAGCCGUAUGUCUAAAAUUAUGGAAGAUUUACACAGUAAUUACGUCCCACUUAUCGCCAGUAUUGAUGUAGGGACCACCUCAUCCAGGUGCAUUCUAUUCAACAGAUGGGGCCAAGAUGUUUCGAAACACCAGAUCGAAUAUUCAACUUCAGCUUCAAAGGGCAAAAUUGGAGUAUCUGGCCUAAGAAGACCCUCUACAGCUCCUGCUCGCGAAACUCCAAAGGCCAGCGACACCAAAACUAACGGCAAGCCCAUCUUUUCUGCAGAAGGCUAUGCCAUCCAAGAAACAAAGUUCCUAAAAAUUGAGGAGUUGGACUUGGACUUUCACAACGAGCCCACGUUGAAGUUUCCAAAGCCGGGCUGGGUUGAGUGCCAUCCGCAAAAAUUACUGGUAAACGUUAUUCAGUGCCUUGCCUCGAGUUUACUGUCGCUGGAAACCAUAAACAGCGAACGAGUAGCUAAUAAACUCCCCCCUUACAAAGUAACGUGCAUGGGCAUAGCAAAUAUGAGAGAAACCACAAUUCUGUGGUCUCGCCGCUCCGGCAAACCAAUUGUUAACUACGGUAUUGUCUGGAACGACACCAGGACGAUCAAAAUUGUCAGAGACAAAUGGCAAAACACCAGCGUUGAUAGACAACUUCAACUGAGACAAAAGACUGGGUUGCCAUUGCUCUCCACGUAUUUCUCCUGCUCCAAACUUCGCUGGUUCCUGGACAAUGAGCCUCUGUGUACCAAGGCGUACGAGGAGAACGAUCUGAUGUUUGGUACGGUGGACACAUGGCUGAUUUACCAAUUGACGAAACAAAAGGCGUUCGUUUCUGAUGUAACCAACGCUUCCAGAACAGGCUUCAUGAACCUUUCGACUUUGAAAUAUGACAGCGAGUUGCUGGAGUUUUGGGGUAUCGAUGGUAACCUAAUUCACAUGCCCGAAAUUGUGUCCUCAUCUCAAUACUACGGUGACUUUGGUAUUCCUGAUUGGAUAAUGGACAAGCUGCACGAUUUGCCAAAAACGGCACUACGAGAUCUAGUCAAGAGCAACCUACCCAUACAAGGCUGUCUGGGCGACCAAAGCGCAUCCAUGGUGGGCCAGCUCGCCUACAAACCUGGUGCUGCAAAAUGUACCUAUGGCACUGGUUGCUUUUUACUGUACAAUACGGGGACCAAAAAAUUGAUCUCCCAACAUGGCGCCUUGACGACUCUAGCAUUUUGGUUCCCGUACUUACAGGAGUAUGGUGGCCAAAAACCAGAAUUGAGCAAGCCUCAUUUUGCCUUAGAGGGUUCUGUCGCUGUAGCUGGUGCUGUGGUCCAAUGGCUACGUGAUAAUUUACGACUAAUCGAUAAGUCAGAGGACGUUGGACCCAUUGCAUCUACGGUGCCCGAUUCUGGUGGUGUAGUUUUCGUCCCUGCAUUUAGUGGCCUAUUCGCUCCAUACUGGGACCCUGAUGCUAGAGCAACCAUAAUGGGCAUGUCUCAAUUCACUACUGCCUCUCACAUCGCCAGAGCUGCCGUGGAGGGUGUUUGCUUUCAAGCCAGGGCCAUCUUGAAAGCAAUGAGUUCUGACGCGUUUGGUGAAGGUUCCAAAGACAGAGACUUUUUAGAGGAAAUUUCCGACGUCACAUAUGAAAAGUCGCCGCUGUCGGUUCUGGCAGUAGAUGGUGGGAUGUCAAGGUCCAAUGAAGUCAUGCAAAUUCAAGCAGACAUAUUAGGACCCUGUGUCAAAGUUAGAAGAUCUCCCACAGCAGAAUGUACCGCUUUGGGAGCAGCCAUUGCGGCCAACAUGGCCUUCAAAGACUCGAAAGUGCGUCCAUUAUGGAAGGACCUGCACGAUGUCAAGAAAUGGGUCUUCUACAACGGAAUAGAGAAAAACGAACAAAUAUCAUCAGAAGCUCAUCCAAACCUUAAGAUAUUUAGAAGCCAAUCCGAUGACUCUGAAAGAAGAAAGCAUUGGAAGUAUUGGGAAGUCGCCGUGGAAAGAUCCAAAGGUUGGCUGAAGGACAUAGAAGGCGAGCACGAACAGGUUCUAGAAAACUUGCAGUAA